Messenger RNA from Sapajus apella (tufted capuchin), 1857 nucleotides. RefSeq names its product myosin regulatory light chain 12B. The record is from RefSeq and is a predicted model, not a curated record. The coding region runs from base 1417 to 1842 and encodes 141 amino acids. Gene Ontology annotation, cellular component: myofibril; cytoplasm; stress fiber. Gene Ontology annotation, molecular function: calcium ion binding. NCBI's taxonomy places the organism in Eukaryota, Metazoa, Chordata, Mammalia, Primates, Cebidae. The transcript is spliced from 2 exons.
GGGUGACAGAGCAAGACUCCGUCUCAAAAAAAAAAAAAGUGUCUAAUACUGCCAGGUGCACUGGUGCAGUGUCUCUCACCUGUAGUCCCAACUACUACGUGGGAGGCUCAGGUGAGACAAUUGCUUGAGCCCAGGGGUUCCAGGUUGUAGUGCAUUAUGAUCACACCUGUGAAUAACCACUGCAUUCCAGGUUAGGCAACAUAGGGUGACCCAAUCUCUAAAAAUAAAAUGUAUCAAAUACAACUGAGGAACUGAAUUUUAAAUUAACUUUAGCCACAGUUGGUUAGUGACUAUUGUAUUGGACAGCACAAAUCUAGAAACUUAUUUUUUAAAAAAAUUAAACUAUCAAACCAAAACCUAGGCUGCAGUUAAGGGAAAGAGUAAAUAUUGUAGAACCAGGUGUGCCUUUUCAGCAAUUACUUUUCUAACACUUGAGAAAAUACAGUUAUGAACUGGAUUUAGAGCUGCGCUGCUGGGAUGAGGACCACCACAUCAGCAGCACGUGGGUGCUUACCAGAAAUUCUAAUUAUCCUCCACGCCUUACUCACUGAAUCCUAAUACCCGGUUUCGAGGCUCAAAAAUGAUUUUAAAAGCCCUGUGGGUUAUGAUGUAUGCUACUGUUUAAGAACUACUGCUGUAAAGUGCUGAACACAAGGUCCCUCCCUUCUAGGAAUUUCUGAUCAAAGAUUGCUAGAAUAUAAACUCCCUGAGAAAAGAGGCUUUGCCUUCAUCUCUCAGCAUCCGACACUGGUUAAAGCAGUAAGAAGAGGUCAAUAAAGAUUUGCUAUUAGAUUGCCAUUCUCCACCAUCCUGAAGUAAUGCUAUUCAUCUACAUUACCUCAAGGUGAGGUAAAAUAUCCUAAAGAGCAUAGCCCUAAACACGAUCUAGAACAAAAUCUGAAAAACGUAGUUUGGUGUUUUCCUUUGUUUUGGCCAAAAGCAUUAUAUAUGUCUGUGUCUGUGUGUAUGUGUGUGCGUUGCCAUUUUCUUGAUAAUUUAAAGGAAAGCAAAUAAUUUGAAUAAAAGUUUCUUGUAGCUAAAAGGGGAAUGAAACAGCCGUAGGCUGUGGCCGUAAACCUUAUGAGGGUAAGAUAGGAGGAGUAGGUUAAAGGAUUUAACUCUCUGGAAUGCGGUUUGAAAAGAGAAAGGGAUCUGGAGCGGACGAGAAUCCUCCCCGGGCGGCGCCCUCACUUGACAUCACACGGGACGAACCCUAAAACCUGACUUGUCUGAAAUUCAAAUUUAGGAGAACUGUACUUUUACUUGCAAAAUCUGGCAACUCAGGGUUCGGCCCUCCCAAACCCUCGGCGGAUCGCGACGCGCCUGGGUCAAAGGGGACCCCAAAUCCUCGGCUGAUCGCGGCCCGCCGGGGUCAAAUUCCAGCGCCCAGCCUCGCCGCGCCCAGCCGGCCCAGGAAUGCGGAAGGGCCGCGGAGCUGCCGCGGGGAGCGGGUGGCGAGGGCUGGGCUGCGGGCGACCGCCGCGGCGCAGGCAGCUAUACCGCAGCAGGUCGGAGCAGGCCGGAGGGGCAGCUAAGACCCCGGCCGUGUCCGACCGGUGCCAGCAGCCCCGCCUCUCUGCGAACACGCAGACUCUGCCAGCCCGGGCGCGAAUAGCCGGCGCACCCCCGUUCCAGUUGGUCUCGCCGCGCCUUCCGGUGCGCCUUCCGCUCCGCCCCUCCAGGCAGGAAGUGCCGGCGCCGCCACUGUCCGGCCGCAGCCCUGUGCUCUUAGCUGUUGCUCGUCGUCUCGCGCAAGGCGGCCUCAGUUCUGGUGUUUGGCGCCGGGCUGAGGUUAGGGGCACCAUCACAGUUUACUCUCCUCGACCUCCCAGGCUCAAAUGAUCCUCCCACCCCAAC